AUGAAGCGUGUAAGAAAAAAGCCUCUAUUAUCAGCAGCUAAUAGUAAUAUUAAUAUCCCCGAGGAUGUGUUAUUAAGCAACAUAUGCAUUCGAUUACCAGCAAAACAGCUUGCUCAAAUGAGAUCCCUCUCUAAAACCUGGAAUGCCCUCUUGUCCCAUCCUUCCUUUAUCCAAUCUCAUCUCGACCGUUCAAUCAAUACCAACGAAGACGAAAUUCUUGUGUUCUUUUACAAUGUAGAUUUUUCACACAGGGAACCGUGUACCGCCCACCCCUCAGGAUCUCCUAGUGAAGACCUCACUAAUCUAAUCAAACCCUUACCUGGAUACAACAGUAUUAUUGGUUCCGUUAAUGGCUUGAUAUGCUACCUUAAGUAUUACUCAUACUACCAUAUUCAUUCCCUUCGCAUCUGGAACCCUUCUCUCUCAGCCACAACGGCUCUCCCACCCUAUAUUGAUAUUGGUGUAUACGACCCCGUACCCUCCUUUCGGUUUGGAUUUGAUCCCAAAACUAGUGAUUAUAAAGUUGUUAAGAUAGCAACCAGGUUUGAUAGUCUGAACUUUAUGACUGAAGAAUUUCUUCCCGUAGAGGUGUAUAGUAUGCGAAAGGAUUCUUGGGAAUUCAUCACCGAAAGGUUUCCAUCCCAUAUUAAACGUAUUCAAGACCUCGAUAAAGUUCACGUGGAUGGAUACGAUGGCCAUGUUCAUUGGCUUUGUUAUGUUGAUACGAAGCACAUGCUUCAUACAAUAAUAGCAUUUGAUUUAAAUCUUGAAAUUUUUAGUGAGAUAUUGCUUCCAGACUGUAUACGAAGCAAUUGCGGAAGGAGAAAAGCUUUGGGAUUAUUGUCCCGAAAUCUUUGUGUGAUAUCUUGCAACUACUAUGAUGGUUAUGAUUGUGAGGUGUGGGUGAUGGAUAAGUAUAAGGUGGCUAGCUCAUGGAUAAAACUACAUGUGUUAUCCGGGUAUAGUGGUGAUAUUAUUCCGAUUGGAUUCACUUUGAACGGGAAGUUCCUUUUCGGACAUGAUCGCACUCUAGCUCUGUAUGAUCCAAAUGCAGCCGCAUCUAAACUGUUUAAGGCUAUGAAACCAGUUCACUCAUCAACCAGAGUUGCUCAGUAUAUUGACAGUCUGGUUUGGCCGGUCAACGUGAAGCAUAAAUUGUGA
Erigeron canadensis is the source of this 1161-nucleotide messenger RNA. Its product is annotated as F-box/kelch-repeat protein At3g06240-like. The transcript has a single exon. Gene Ontology annotation, molecular function: protein binding. Lineage: Eukaryota; Viridiplantae; Streptophyta; Magnoliopsida; Asterales; Asteraceae. The record is from RefSeq and is a predicted model, not a curated record. The coding region runs from base 1 to 1161 and encodes 386 amino acids.